UCAAUCGUAAACACAAUCAGCUGUAGGCAUUGUUGCUAUUAGAAAGUUUUUAUAAACAUUGUGACGCAGAGGGAAUAUCUGAGAAUUCACUCCGCUCUGUUCUGUUUCAGCCAGCGGUGUUCGUUUUAAAAAAUAUACUGCGCGAUUCUGCCGGCACAGCAGCAGUUGAAACUGGAGCUUUAGUAUCUCAUUCCCCUUCGUCACGCUCGGAAGUCGUUUUUCAUAUUAACUGCGUUGCAUUAUUGAAUGAUUUGCUAAAUCCACUAUCAGCAAACCACUGAGACAGUCGAAUCGUUAAUUUCCGCCAGAGAUAUGCAGCGCGAUGAUACUGAGGCGUUGGUGGGCGAGGUAGAGGGCGGCCCGAUGCAGGAGCCACGCAGUCUGAACCCCGCCGAGGUAUCUUCGUCCAGCAAUAAAGAGGCAUCCCCGCCCCCGAGACAUGAUCAUAGAAGCUACCGCUGGUUCAUCCUCGAGCCCGCAGUUUUUCUCAUCUUCUUCGCUAGAUAUCUAAUUGGGGCGGUUUACCAAAAUCAGAUCCUCUACCAGACCUGUGUCACCAUCAUGGAGUUCAAUGCCACGGAAUGCGAGCCGUUGCGGGGCAUUGAUCCUGGAACAGAUGAGGUUAAAAAAAUUGAAGUUGUAGUACAAAAAUAUUCGGCGAAUAUUAUGAUGGCAACCUCCUUGUUGGAGAGCAUAAUCCCGGCAUUUGUGAGCUUGUUCCUGGGUCCCUGGUCGGACAAGUUUGGGAGGCGGCCCGUCCUCCUAACUACCUUUACAGGCUAUCUUACAGGCGCCACCAUACUAAUUGUGAUAACUUGGAUAACGAUGUCUAGAAACAUCAGCCCUUGGUGGUUCCUGUUGUCUUCCGUUCCCUCGGUCUUGAGUGGCGGAACGUGUGCCUUGAUCACAGGAAUCUAUUGCUACAUAUCUGAUGUGACCAAGGAGGAGAAGAGCUUUAGAAUGGUCCUUAACGAGGCUUCUUUGUGCACGGGCAUGAUGGUGGGUAAUGUGGCAAGUGGUUACAUUUAUGCCGCCACGAAUGCCGUCACCUUAUUCGUAAUAGCUGGUUCCCUGAUGGCUCUGGCUUUGGCGUUCGUCUACUUAUUUGUUCCCGAGAGCUUAAAUCCUGCCAAUAUUCACACAGGAUCCCGAAUCCGUGAAUUCUUCCGCUUUGAUUUGGUGAAGGAUCUAGUCAACACUGCCAUUAAAAGACGACCCAACUUCGAUCGUGCCAUUAUCUGGCUGACAAUGAUUGCACUGACAAUAGCUAUAUUCGAUAUGGAGGGCGAGGGAACUGUCAACUACAUGUUUAUGCAGGAGAAGUUCAACUGGACCAUCAAGGACUUCAGCCUUUUCAACGCCUCUCGCAUAAUCAUCCAGAUUGUGGGCAGUAUCGUAGGCAUGAUUGUUCUCCGCCGCAUCCUCAAAGUCUCAAUUGUUAGCAUGGCUAUGCUGUCACUUGCCUGCUGUGUUUUGGAGAGUACAGUACGAGCUACUGCCGUUUAUUGGCAGGAAUUGUACCUGGGAAUGACGUUGGGAAUGAUGCGCGGCGUCAUGGGGCCGAUGUGCCGCGCCAUUCUGUCUCACGUUGCUCCCAGCACGGAAGUGGGAAAAAUAUUCGCACUGACCACGUCUAUGGAAUCCGUGUCACCACUUGGAGCUGCUCCUCUGUACACUAUUGUCUACAGAAAAACAGUGGAAUUUUAUCCCGGAGCUUUUAAUUUUAUCAGCGCAGCACUAUACUUUGUGUGCUACAUUCUCAUUGCUGCGAUUUUCGGCAUCCAGAAAUCUCUGACCAACACCAGCGUUUACCAGGCCAUAGGCAGUUAACCAUAUCCGAUACGAUCGAAUUAGAUAAAUGUAUCUCAUAGUUUGAAUUCCGUCAGACCUCUCUCAACAAAAAGUUUUGUAUACAUCAGAUUUGUGUUUGUAUCCCCUGUAUUUUGUACAAGUAUUAUAUUAAUUUUUAUCUAAAUGUGUGUAUCUGUACCGAUGUUUUGGCUAUCUGACUGUGUUUUGCAGGUGCAGGCAUUGUAAAGUUAGGAGAAUAUAACUAAAAGUAUGCAGUGGGACAAUAAACUGUAAAUAGACAAAUAAAA
Molecule: messenger RNA, 2099 nt
Organism: Drosophila ananassae
Lineage: Eukaryota; Metazoa; Arthropoda; Insecta; Diptera; Drosophilidae
Product: proton-coupled folate transporter
Exons: 9
Coding region: 313-1830 (505 amino acids)
Biological process (GO): transmembrane transport
Cellular component (GO): membrane
Molecular function (GO): transmembrane transporter activity
Source: RefSeq, a predicted model, not a curated record